CGGGCGGACUCAGCCGGGCUUGGGAGGCCCGCCGGGAGGCGCCGUAUCCGGAGGCUGCCCCGCACCGCAUAAAGCCACAGACGCGCAGUGUCCCCCGCAGCCGCUCGGGCCGGUCGCCGCUGCGGAGAAGCUGCUCCGAUGCUCCAGAGCGGCCAUGGGCGCCCCGCACUGGUGGGACCAGCUGCGGGCUGGCAGUUCGGAGGUGGAUUGGUGCGAGGACAACUACACCAUCGUGCCUGCCAUCGCCGAGUUCUACAACACGAUCAGCAACGUCUUGUUUUUCAUUUUACCGCCCAUCUGCAUGUGUUUGUUCCGCCAGUAUGCAACGUGCUUCAACAGCGGCAUCUACUUAAUCUGGACCCUCCUAGUUGUAGUGGGAAUUGGGUCUGUCUACUUCCAUGCAACUCUUAGUUUCCUGGGUCAGAUGCUUGAUGAACUAGCCAUCCUUUGGGUUCUGAUGUGCGCUUUGGCCAUGUGGUUUCCCAGGAGGUAUUUACCAAAGAUCUUUCGGAAUGACAGGGGCAGGUUCAAGGCAGUGGUGUGUGUCCUGUCUGCAGUUACAACAUGCCUGGCAUUCGUCAAGCCGGCCAUCAACAACAUCUCUCUGAUGGCUCUGGGGGUUCCCUGCACUGCGCUGCUCAUUGCAGAGCUGAAGAGGUGCGACAAUGUGCGUGUAUUUAAGCUGGGUCUCUUCUCGGGCCUCUGGUGGACUCUCGCUCUCUUCUGCUGGAUCAGCGACCGAGCCUUCUGUGAGCUGCUGUCCUCCUUUCACUUUCCCUACCUGCACUGUGUAUGGCAUAUCCUCAUCUGUCUUGCUGCAUACCUGGGCUGUGUGUGCUUCGCCUACUUUGAUGCUGCCUCAGAGAUACCCGAACAAGGUCCAGUCAUCAGAUUCUGGCCCAGCGAGAAGUGGGCUUUUAUCGGUGUCCCCUAUGUGUCUCUCCUGUGUGCCCACAAGAAGUCGCCAGUCAAGAUCACGUGAUGGCCAGGCAGUGGCUGCCUUCUCUACUUCUGUUCGAGUGUGCGCUGGGGCUUCGUUUGCUAGCAAGGAUGGUGGCCAAGGGGGCUGAGGAAUCAGUGUGGUGUGGGUGUUUAACAUCCUGCUCCUUUGUGAUUUAACUGGACCGCUGUGCCUGACGUCCCCGGGUUGGGAAGUGGAGGGCUCAGGGACCUGUGUGUCUUCCUCGGUGUCCUUUCCAGGCACACGGGCUCGCUGGCUCAUGUCCAUGAUGACACCGUAGUUCUUCGGGAGACCUAGGGCAGCCCAAAGCUUCUUGCUGGAGAAGGUGGCCUGCGGUAGAUCCCACCAUUUCCAGGCUGUCUCAUUACAGGGCACUCAGCCCCCUGCUAUACAAGGCCUUCUGAUUUGGUGAUGGAAGGUUCCAGAACUUUUCAUUUUGCUGGGAGAGACUGUCCUUCAACAAAACCAAGUGGGCAAAACACACGUGGGGACUGUGACUACGGCGGGUGGCUUGCCACUCACACCUCUUAGCCUUCCCAGGUUCUCCACAGGCUUGGGGCUCUUUCCACUACCUCUGCUGAGAGACGGAGCCUCGGCUUCAGAGGGCAAAGCCAGUAGCACCCUCUAUGUCAAAAGCUACACUCCAUUUUAAGCACACAUUAAAUAGUGACACUAUUUCUGCUCUUCCAGAGUGCAGCAGCCACAGACCCACAGAGAAUCCUUCCGGUGUGAAGAUUCUACACGCAGCCCUCCUCUGUUUGUCACUUGACCUCUGUGAGAGCAGGGCCUCAUUGCAAUCAUGGAGGCAGCUCUGGGGGUUUGACUGUGGAGCUCCUGUGAAACUUCUGAGAAUCUUUUCUUAUCAGAAGCCUUCAGUGUGUUGUUACCUCCAAGACUCUGACCCCAUUUUCCUGCUGUUUUUAGGGGAUGUGCCUCUCCUGGGGGAUGUGACUUCUGUUUCCAUAAUGCCUGGUGCUAACUGGUUUCCCAGAGCACUUUGCCUUUCUGGAUGCUGGGCGGUCGCUGCACUCUGAUUGGCUUGCUGCGGGUCA
Molecule: messenger RNA, 2013 nt
Organism: Apodemus sylvaticus (European woodmouse)
Lineage: Eukaryota; Metazoa; Chordata; Mammalia; Rodentia; Muridae
Gene: Acer2
Product: alkaline ceramidase 2
Exons: 6
Coding region: 155-982 (275 amino acids)
Biological process (GO): ceramide metabolic process
Cellular component (GO): membrane
Molecular function (GO): hydrolase activity, acting on carbon-nitrogen (but not peptide) bonds, in linear amides
Source: RefSeq, a predicted model, not a curated record